Molecule: messenger RNA, 4719 nt
Organism: Ostrea edulis (European flat oyster)
Lineage: Eukaryota; Metazoa; Mollusca; Bivalvia; Ostreida; Ostreidae
Exons: 5
Coding region: 2536-3465 (309 amino acids)
Source: RefSeq, a predicted model, not a curated record
UCCAUUCACUUCAAUUGAAUCAACUAUUUUACUAUUUUUUGGGAAAAUGACUACUAACCAUUUUGUCCCAGUGUUAGAAUUUGUUAUUUGAACUGCAAGGAGUUUUACAAGAUUUGUUAUAAAGAAAAUCCUCAUUCUCAUGACAUUUCCCUAUAUAAUUCAAUUUUUGGACAAUUAACCACUAAGCCAAGAGUAGUUCACAUGUACAUGAUGUAUGCAAGAUAAACACAUACCUCAUAUUUCCUUUUUUAGUUAACUAGUCAAAUAUGUGUUACAAGGACAUUGGAUUGUUAAUUUUUAUUUUUCUGAUUUUAAGAAUAUUAGUUGCAGUGCAUAAUGAAUAAUUUUACCUAUCAUUAGCAAGCUUGAAAUAUCUAUGUUCCUGCUUGUACAUUAUAUUAUACUAGUAUUGUAUCAAAUUUGAGGGCAUUAUACUAAAUUACUCUGUUUAUUGUCUACAACAUCACAUUUUUUAUAUCUUAUUUCUUCUUAUUUUGCUCAUCAAAUUUGUUUACGCUGUACGAUGAUCAGCCCAUGUUACCUAGUUUGAAAAAUUAUCAGAUAAAAAUUUUGAACUCGUAAAUGUAUAGUGUUUGUUCUUCCUUACCUUACAAAAAGAAUGUGAUCAAGUAUGAUCCAUCACCUUGAGCUAAUAUUGAACAGGAUACUAAAAUAAGAUGUUGCACAAGUAUACUGCAUAUAGUGUGUAUAUAUUUACUAAGUAAUAGUUAGAUCGUAUUAAGUAAACAUUUAGCGAUUAAAGCUGAACACGACUCGUAAAUAGGCAUACGCCAUAUUAGUUUUCCUCUCUCCUAUAUCAACACUAGGGUAUAUAAACCCUUCGCAUUCGUUACACCUGAUUGCUUUUACCUGGUCGUCGCGGUGUGAGCAUGUGUAUUCUAUAUCUACAUUGCCCUACUUGUUUACGUUUUAUUUCAUUGAACGUGAAUUUGUGCUUAUUUCACUUUGUAAUGCAUUGACCUGUGCAACUGAUAUCGAAUAAAUUUGAUAACUUUUUUCCUGACGUGGCAGAGGCAUACAGAAGUCAUUUUUGUUGCGCCGAAGUAUAUCACAAUGACAGAGAAGGAGACGUGUGUUCAGGUAGAAUCCGUGAAUCAAAUGAUUUGAACAAUGAACAAAGCUGAGGCUUACAUAGGGCCUGGAGGAGUACAGUCUGGAGAAACUAAUAUGGCGGACAAAGAUAGCUCCUCUACCUUUUACGAAUCGUGUUCAGCUUUAAGAAGGGGCGGAGGGAGCACAUCGACCUAGUCCCUACAAGUUUACCGAAAGUUUACUUAAUAUGAUCUAACUUACUUAGAACAUGACCCGCUUCUCAUUGGCUGUUCCCAAGUUCUGCGCCAAUCAAAUGUUUCCUCUCUUUCGUCUUUGUUUACCAAAGCUGUUAAAUGAAAAUUUGACCCACUGCGAACAGAAAACUCUUAACAAUGAAGUGCAUCACUUAAUAGUAUACUUUGCGACUGCUGAUUGGAUGAAAGAGUGGGUUGUGUUCUAAAGAGAAAGAAAAAUGUACCUUCUCGAAGUAAAACCUUGUAAUCUUAAAUAACACAGGAGCAUACCAAAGCAUGAGUAUAAGGGAAUGAUAUUUAAUUGAGAUACUAUGACAACCAUUGACGCAUUUUAUUGAUUGUGAUAUACAGUUUCUGUUUUCAAUUUUGUUUCCUGUACUUAAGCCCGGCUUUCAGUACUUUGAUUCAGAAAUAAUUAAAAGAAAACGAGGUAUUUAAGGAUGAUAUGUUGACAUUAUAUGCGGUAUUGCUAUAUCUAGACUUGGAGUCGUCUCUCUCUGUCAGUACUUACAAAUGUAUAAUUUGUGUUCGCUGUCUGUAUACAAGGAGGUACAGUUGUGUAUAGAAUAUAUCUAUCAUCAGUAAAAAUCAAUGAUGUCCAAAAAAAAAAAAAAAAGUUAAACAAAUAAAAAAAAACAGUUUCAAAAUCAAUCUCACAGAAAGGUCAAUGGAAAUGAAUGCUGUGUGGUCCAGAUCACUGCUUGACAUGACAUUUACAUAGAGAUUUGCAAUUUAUUUAUGUUAACAGACAAACACCAAAAAAAAAAAAAAAAACCCGAUUGAAAUGAUUAUAUUAAUUAAGAAUAUUUCAUAUCUGAUCUGAUCGGGGAGGGGAGGGGGAAAAAAGUGUAUACGGGUAUUUAGACAGUGUGCGUCACGUGAAUAAAAAUCCGUGCUAUAUUCGCGCUACCCUGUUUCUGUGGGAGAUGACAUGAUGAUGGUCGCAAAAUUUUUUCUAUGGACAUUGUUUGUGGUCGUUAAUUCCACGUGCCAGAAAUGUUGGCCAAGCACUCCGUCAGUGGUCCGAUGUUUGGAAGCGAGACAAAUGCAGUGCGUGGAACUGAUGUUGGGAACGGAAGGUAUUAAAGACCUUUGGGUGUGGAGCUGUCAAACGCAACUAAAAUUCGGAGGGGAGAACACUGACAGUGGGGCGAUCAUUGGAGUAGACCUAAUAAGAAACAGAUUUGGAAGAAAGUGUCACAGUCGUGCAUGAACACUUGGUGUAGAUAUGAAGUCAUCAUCGACUAUGACACCUGUCGGGACCGGAGAACAGAGUUCAUCUUCUCCAUCACCCCAUGAUCAAACUAUUGCUGUUACUAGUGUUAGUCAGACAACUGUGGCACCUGUCACCACAGCCGGGACCGGAGAACAGAGUUCAUCUUCUCCAUCACACCAUGAUCAAACUAUUGCUGUUACUAGUGUUCGUCAGACAACUGUGGCACCUGUCGGGACCGGAGAACAGAGUUCAUCUUCUCCAUCACCCCAUGAUCAAACUGUUGCUGUUACUAGUGUUCGUCAGACAACUGUGGCACCUGUCGCCACAGCCGGGACCGGAGAACAGAGUUCAUCUUCUCCAUCACCCCAUGAUCAAACUACUGCUGUUACUAGUGUUCGUCAGACAACUGUGGCACCUGUCGGGACCGGAGAACAGAGUUCAUCAUCAGUGAUAUCAGCUUAUACAGUGAUGAAUCGAAAAUCUACUAUUAGAGCUAUGACUGGAAAAAGGAUGUGGAAAAGGAUUUCUAAACAGUUACAUCCAAAGGAAUACAGAACCAGUUCAACACCAACAUCUGGAGAUAGUUCGUUCGAUCAACCAGAAGUGUCAGGUUUCUUUGCUUGGGCUACAGUAACUACGGUAGCUUUGAUCGUUGUCAUCCUCAAAAGACUUUUGUCCCAGAACUACUGUAAAUGCCAUUGCACGGCUCAUCCCGAACCUAACCAGCAAUCCAACCAGCAACCCAACCAGCAACAACCGUUUGAGAAUAUUCCACUUGUUACCUUGCAUACUCCUCCCUCUGCGGCUUCAACCCCAAGUUCUUUAAGCUUCAGCACCCCCGAUUCUGCAAAACCUCUGGUACCAGAAAAAAAGUUUUCACCUGUAUCUUCUCACACGCGAUCGAAAUGCGUAAAAAAAACUUUAAAGAUGUCAUACAAGUAAUUUUGUAUCAGAUUUUGUGAGAUUUAUGUAUUUGAAGAAAUGUUUGUAGCAACAUGUUUUAAGACAGACAAUAGAAAAAAAAAAGUUACUUCAAAGUACUUGUAAGGUGCACGCAAUGGACAUUCAGUUUUACUUUCAUGUAUCAGUACAUUGAGGGUAUAUUUUAUCCAAAAAAAGAUUUUUUUUUUGCAUGGUGUUAUCGUAUCUUUUUUUUCCGAAGGAUAAUUAUUUUGUACUGUCUAAAAUAUUAGGAAAAGAAUUUUUUUUGGGGGGGGGAGCUAAAAGUAAAUUUCAAUAUUAGAGUUAUCUUUCUUUGAACACAACACUUUAGUAUAUAUAUAUAUAUUCAUUUUUUUUAAAUUUCUUAAUUUGUAAUGUGAAACAAUUUCGUGAGAUUUUUUUUUUAUUUACAUAAUCAUAACUCAAUACUAAAACUAGUAUACAUUUUAGAUGAGUACUUUUCUUUUUUUUUUAAAUGUUUUCUUAAAAUUUCCUUCAUUUGUAAAUUGAUGGUGGUUAUCAUGCUUGUAUAAUUUUUUGUGAUUUUUUUUCCAUAUCAUUUAACUGAUUUUAUGACUAUUUGGGAUGAUUACUUGUACAAUUUUAGAAUUUUUUUAUGAUGAUAAACAGUAAACAACACUUGUAUUUUAUAUUGUUCUUGAAAGAAUUUGAGAUACACUUUUUUAAAAAAAAACAACAAAAAAAAAACAAAAUGUUUUAUUGUGAUGACUUAUAUAAUUAUUUUAAAUGAAAAUCUUGAAUACUUUUUAUUGAUUUUUGAAAAUGAUUCUUGUUUGUGAUGCUAAUCACUACUUGUAUAAUUAGUGUAGAUGAAAAUCUUUUUGUGAUGCUACACAGUACUUUUGUUUUUGAAAGAUGAUACUCAAAAAGAUAUUGUUGGAGUUUUUUCUUUGAGUGAUUAUUAUUGAUUUUUAAAAUGAUUUUUUGUGAUACUAGUCACUACUUGUUCAAUUAUUUUGGAUGAAAAUCUUUUGCAAAUACAACACACUUUUUUUUAAAGAUGUACUCAAUAUAUAAAUAAUAUUGUUGGGUAUUUUGACAAAGAUAUUGCUGGAGUUUUUUCUUCGAGUGAUUUUUAUUGAUUUUAAAAUGAUUUUUUGUGAUGCUAGUCACUACUUGUACAAUUAUUUUGCAAGUACAAGACACUUUUUUUUAAAGAUGGUUUCUGAUUAUACAUUGCAUAAAUGUGAUUUUGUUUUUGAAAGCAGUUUAUAUUAAAGUCAGUUCAUAUCA